AUGAGGAUUACAAAGCUGAUAGUGUUGUUAACUGUGAUCUUAAAUUAUAAUUUAGUCAACUGUGAUUUUAACACGACAGCAGCAUCAAAAGUCAGUAUCGCUUUUACUGAUACAUUUAACGAAACGAUACUUAUGAAAGAGCACGAGGACCUCAUGAAUAUGGUGAACGCCUUCUACAGAGACCUAAACAAAAUGUUGCAAAAAAACAAAUCAAAGAAAGAAAUAUUUAGAAAUAACAAAGGAGUGAAAGGGACAACACGUUCGAACCUUAGAACUGCAUCAUUCGCGACCAACUCUAACUUCGAUCAAUCUAUUUCCACUAACAGUUUUUUAAAACCGCAUAAAUUACCUGAUUACGUCAGCCAACCUUUGUUCCCAAUUCCAGUAAUAACUGGAAAUAUUUUACGUGCCAAAUCUGUCUCUACACUAAGAACUACAUUUAAACCAAGUACUGUUACAUUACAGCCUAAACAGUCAAGCUAUGAAUCUACAUUUGCAAUUCCUAAUAUUCCAAUUUAUUAUAAAGAUAAACUACAUUUUACAGUCGCACUUCCAACUCGAAGUGAGUCUGAACAAUUUACUUUUCGUUCAGUUUACUCUUCCAGCCAAUCACCUUCUAAAACUGUUGCAUCUGCACCGAAUUUAAAAGCAGAAUCAGAAAGAUUUGCUUCUUUGUACCUUGGAAGGAACGCAAUGGAGACGAAACAUUGGCCGCAAUUAUCAAUUUCCAAAAUGCCUUUAAGGUCGGACAAAUCACAUCUAUCAACUACACUCUCUGACAGCGAAGUAAAGAGAAACGUAAAGAAAAGGGCAGAACAUCGAAACAGGGACAAGUUUAAUAGACUACAAAUGGAGAAUAAUGGAAGUGAAUACUUAAAGUUUAAAAGUAUUACAAAAACGCAGAGACGUUACAAAAUAGUAUCUUCGAAAGAUCACUUGAAACCAACCCGUGAGAGAACUACAAAAUAUUACACAUUGAAUUUACAUCGCAGACCAACUAAAGAUCAAUCUGUAACAAUCACACCUCUGUAUGUAAAUACACCAUUCCCUUACUUCCACGAACAAAAAGACCAUUUAAGUACAAAAGAAAAUAAAAUCCAUCACAGAGCCGACAAAAAGCGACGACAGCGCCGCCCUAAGCUAACUAUUGACUUCAAAAAAUUACAAGAUUAUUACUACCCUUUUGACGAGUAUUUUAGACAAUCGGAGCCUAAGCCUGUAAAAGGUGUUGGUAAAAUUACAAAUACAUAUUUAAAGAGAAUUGUAGAAGCUUCAAGUUAUAGUGACGAGGAAGAUUCUUUGAAAAAUAAUUUAAUCGAAGCUCUAUUUUAUAACGCGACGUCUACUACUGAAGCUAUGAAAUCAUUUCUUUGA
This is a messenger RNA of Spodoptera littoralis (African cotton leafworm), 1374 nucleotides long. The record is from the annotation of a GenBank genome assembly. NCBI's taxonomy places the organism in Eukaryota, Metazoa, Arthropoda, Insecta, Lepidoptera, Noctuidae.